Pseudomassariella vexata is the source of this 417-nucleotide messenger RNA. RefSeq lists its product as uncharacterized. Bases 166 to 417 code for a protein of 83 amino acids. NCBI's taxonomy places the organism in Eukaryota, Fungi, Ascomycota, Sordariomycetes, Amphisphaeriales, Pseudomassariaceae. The record is from RefSeq and is a predicted model, not a curated record. The transcript is spliced from 2 exons.
GGCUGCAAUUGCGAGUGUCACCUAAAAAGAAUACUCUGAUCAAUCAAAUAACGCGAGCACAGAGCUACCCCACUGACAAACAAUAUAAUUAGGUACAUUACCCUCGCAAAGAAGACUCCGAACUCGCCACGAAACCAAAAGUCUGCCUAGACAUUUUUGAUCACCAUGUCAACCUCAGUGGAGGUACAGCUGUCGACAUUCAACGCGCUCCGCCGCGCCCAUCGGCCUGCACUUCUCUCCACUGACGCCAAGUAUCUCUUCUGGACUCUCGACGGCCCCCUGGCUAACUCGGUCUCAUCCAUAACGUUACAUACCGAAGACCUCGACGUCUGGGGAGAUCAGUGGCUCGGAUUUCACCGGGAUCACUCCGAACCCGAUGGCAGCGAGGAGAACGGGGACGGGAGCAUGGUCCAAUGA